Messenger RNA from Papaver somniferum (opium poppy), 1288 nucleotides. RefSeq names its product RING-H2 finger protein ATL5-like. The record is from RefSeq and is a predicted model, not a curated record. NCBI's taxonomy places the organism in Eukaryota, Viridiplantae, Streptophyta, Magnoliopsida, Ranunculales, Papaveraceae. Bases 410 to 1270 code for a protein of 286 amino acids. The transcript has a single exon.
UUAUAGUUAUUGGGUUAAUUAACCAAUUUUGUGAAAAAUUUAUUUGUUUAUGCCGUCGCCUUCACGAGUCUUCACUAGAUACUAAACUCUACAUAUCAAGUCAAUAAUCAGAUCCCAUUAUCCAUGGAAAAGCUAAAUACAACCUUCGACAACCGAUAUUAAAUUCUCUAAUCCCUACAAAAUUAUACUAAAAAAAAUAGGCUUUAGUUGUUAAAUUACGCUAGCUACAAAUUUAAGCACAAAAUCCCAUAAUUCCAUCUUUUGUAUAAAACGAGACUUUCAUAUAAAAUUUUCACAUUGAUUCCAUUUUAAAGGAUCUAUCUUUUUAUGGGCUCUUUUCACUUCCUUCAUUUAUAAGUAGUACUUCUACAAAGUCACUUCAUUCAAAGCUCUGCCAUUGCUAGCUCAAAUGGGCAGAACCAGUCUGUUAAGUCCACCUGAGUCGCCUCAAAGCUCUAGUGUCUCCGACGGGUUUUUCCCGAGCAUCAAUUCGUACGACGGUAAGGUCAUGCUGGCGGCGAUUGUAUCGUUACUAGUUGUGAUAUCAUUUGUUCUGUUACUCCAUGUUUAUGCAAGGUGGUUACUUGGACAAGCACAACAAAGAAGGAGACAGCAAUCUCAUGUAUUUGAUUCGACUACGUUGCAUCAUCGUCAUUUACGUACAACUAUUUACGACGACACUUACGUUGAUUCGCCAAUGAACGGUCUCGACGCUUCAGCCAUUUCUUCUCUCCCUUUGUUUGCUUAUAAAUCUGAUCUUUAUAAGAAUGGAUUGGAUUGUGUAAUCUGUUUGAGUUGUUUCGAAGAAGAUGAAAUGGGAAGAAAUCUUCCCAAGUGUAGUCAUGUGUUUCAUGUUGAGUGUAUUGAUAUGUGGUUACAGUCGCAUUCCUGUUGUCCGAUUUGUCGAGCUCCGGCCGGUCCGGAUAAAGCGGCGACGGUAAUCAAUUCAUUGUCAACAAGUACACAAACAGAAGCAGCCGGAGUUCAAGAUGAAGCAGCUGCAGAGUUGGCUGUUGUCAGUACCGAUGCAAAUUCUCCUACUGAAAAUUCAAUUCAUUCAACUACCUCCAAUUCAAAUAUAGAGAAUGCAAAAGAUUCAUUGUCAGCACAAGCAGGAAGGACAUUAUCGUCAUUGUCAACGUCGUUGUUACCGUUGUUACCUUCAACAUCUUUGGGUUGUUCAUUGAAGAGAAUGUUAAGUAGAAGUAAGUCGGAACAUAAUAAGUUAUUCCCAUCAACAACAACAACUGUAACUGAGCUCAUUGUUUGAGUAAAAUGUAUAUAAACA